Molecule: messenger RNA, 3089 nt
Organism: Amyelois transitella
Lineage: Eukaryota; Metazoa; Arthropoda; Insecta; Lepidoptera; Pyralidae
Gene: Cog3
Product: conserved oligomeric Golgi complex subunit 3
Exons: 12
Coding region: 76-2556 (826 amino acids)
Biological process (GO): Golgi organization; intracellular protein transport; intra-Golgi vesicle-mediated transport
Cellular component (GO): COG complex; membrane; cis-Golgi network
Source: RefSeq, a predicted model, not a curated record
AUUUUUGACAGAUAAACAAUGAUGUGUCAAUGAUUUCAAUGGUUUAGUAAAUUUGAUUAUUAAUAAAACACUAUCAUGGAUAAUAUGAGUUUGAAAGAAAUACAAAGCAAACUGUUACUCUGGGAAGCUUCUGACAAUCCUUUGGCACCACUUACAUCAGAGCAAAGGGAAGCUAUACUCGAUUUGGAAGCCUUAGUAACUGGAAAUUAUGUUGCCGGAGAAGAGGAUGCCAAUAGAACAGAGUUAGACGAGUCUACAAUACUAUCCUCAAUCCCAAAAGUGGACACCACAUAUGACUUUCUGGAAUGGUAUGAAAGCCUCAGUGAGAGCUUGGUAAAUGCUGAUGAUGCACCAUAUGAGACUUAUUAUAAGCAAUUGGAGGACAGAAGAAAUGAGUGUGUUUCACUCACCGAUCAGAUAGGUGCAACCAUGGCUGACCUCAAGAAGUUGUCAGAGCAAUAUAAUCUUGUCUCCAACAAGACUAAUGCUCUGCACAUGAUGAGUGAGCAAUUGCUGGCUGAUCAGAAUAAACUUUCUAGCAUAGGUGAAGACAUAAAACACAAAUUGCAUUACUUCACUCAAGUGGAACACCUGUCACAGAGACUCAACAGUCCAACGAUGUCUGUGAACAGUGACGCUUUCUUCAUAGUGUUAGCGAAGAUUGACGAGUGCCUUGACUAUAUGAGAGUUAAUAGCACCUUCAAAGAAUCCCACACAUACCUGGUCAAAUACCGCCACCUACAAAGCCGGGCGAUAUCCCUCGUCCGCUCUUACGUCACGCAUGUACUGAACCACGCCACAGAGCAAGUGCUGGCGCCCAAAGACGAGGGGCCGACGGAACAGGAGAUUAUGGAUACGGCAUACGCUGUGUACUUUGGGAAGUUUCAAGCUGCUGCGCCGAAGCUGAAGAUGGUUAUAACUGAGAUUGAGAAGAGGGCUGAAGGCAAUCCUGACUACGCGUCCCUGCUAUCGGAUCUCCAGCGGGAGUACGCCCGCUGCCGCCGCCGCGUGGCGGGCGCGCCCACGGCCGCGGCGCUGGCGGCGGCGGCCGGCACCCACCUACGGGACCACUGCACGCUGCUGCGCACGUCGUGCUCGCUGUUGGCGCACGCGUGCCGGGACGAGUGCGCUUUGUACGCGCACUUCUUUAGCAACCCGUCUCCGGCGCUCGACGAAUACCUCCAAUCGCUCUGCAACGGUUUGUACGAGACACUGCGGCCUCACAUCAUCCACAUCAACCAUUUGGAAACGCUCGCUGAGCUCUGUGUAAUAUUGCGGCUUGAGCUCAUCGAGGAGCAAGUUAACAAUGACCCGGCAACCCUCGGAGCUUUAGGCGCUGUGGCGCGCGCGUUGCUCCAGGACGCGCAGGAGCGGCUGGUGUUCCGCGCGCACGUGCACCUGCGCGCCGACGUGCUGCUGUACCGGCCGGCGCGCGGCGACCUGGCCUACCCCGACAAGCUGGAGAUGAUGGAGCAAAUCGCCCUAUCUAUCCAAGAGCAGAGUCUGAAACGAAGCGACUCCCGCAACUCUAUGACGUCCGAUAUAUCCGCGACUUCCCAAGAAGUGGCCGCUGCGAUGGAGCGCCGUGCCCAAGCCUCCCCGGCGGAUCUGCACGGCAUGUGGUACCCGGCUGUGAGGAGAACUCUAGCCGCUUUGUCCAGGCUUUAUAGAUGUCUGGAGAGGAAGGUGUUCCAGGGGUUGGCCCAAGAAGCGAUAUCUCUCUGCGUGCAGAGCAUAGACAACGCCGCCAAACAGAUCAGCGCGGACAAAACAACCAUAGACGGCGAACUCUUCCAAAUUAAACAUCUGUUAAUACUACGAGAACAAAUCGCUCCAUUCCAAGUGGAUUUCAUAAUCAAAGAGACGACUUUAGACUUCAGUAAUGUUAAAAACGCAGCUUACGGUCUGAUACAAAAACCUAGGCAGAUAUUUUCUUUGAACAGUAACAAUGCGUUGUUGGAGUUCCUGUUGGAGGGUACGCCGAUGGUGAAGGAACAUCUUCUGGAUUCGAGGAAAGAGGUGGAUAGACAACUGAAGACUAGUUGCGAAGUGUUCAUCAGGGAUGCGACUGAAGUGCUGGCUGGGCCGCUGAUCAGUUUUAUGGAAAAGGCCCAAGCCUUCAAUCCAAUCGAGCAAUUGAAGAGUCAGCCGUGGGCGAGCCCUGAAGAAAUAGCGGUCGUGGUGAAGGAAGCCCAGAGACGGAUCAAGGCUCAGCUCGCUCCAUUACAGCGCUCUAUGCAACUCUAUUUGGCUAAUAAGGAAACUGAGUUCAUCCUCUUCAGGCCAAUAAGGAAUAACGUGGUGGGCUUCUUCGUGCAAAUGGAGCAAAUGCUGAACAACGCUGACUUCUCCUACGAAGAUAGACUGAUCGUGGCGUGUCCUACACCGGAACAAGUUUCCGUGUUCAUCUCCUCGGCAAGUCUGAUAAGUCACGGCGAACCGGUGUUGCCAUACGGCAAAAAGAGGAAGACGAGCACCGUCCGCAAGCCCAGUGUUGCCAGUGUGCAGGAGAGCAGUGAUAAACCUCAAGAGAGUUCCAAGACUAUUGAUGUGUAAAUGAGCACAAAACUUGCAGUAUAAUUUAUGUAAUUACCGAGAUUAAAGAGCAUGUAUGAAGGAGGUGAAGAUCUAUGUUUAUUUAUAGUUACUUGGAUUAAUUAAUCUUGAAAUAAUGAAUGUAUAUCUUCAUAUAGUAAUAUAUCCUAUAAUUUAUUGAAUAUGUACUUUUAUUUUAAAUACCUACCUAGGAGUAUCAUGUUAAGUUUGGGUUGUAUUAUAUAAUGUGGAAAAUGGAAUAGCAAGUUUGAAACUUAGAAGAAAGGUAUUUUUUUAAAUAAACUCAUAUUUUAAAAACAAAUUGGUUUAUUUACACAUUUUAUUUACUUACAUCUUCUAUAAUAAAUACACAAUUACACCAAAGACAUUUGUUUUAUUUCAAUAAAACAACAGACAUUAGGUGAAGUUUUUAAUGUGUUUUUCUUAAUCAUUGAUUUAAAUAAGAAUUCUAAAAUACACUACGACAACUUAUGCUCUGGCCCAGUACAUUCCACCACGAAUCCUUGUGUAUUCAGGGAGGCCUUCUACUGGAC